Molecule: messenger RNA, 324 nt
Organism: Protobothrops mucrosquamatus (brown spotted pit viper)
Lineage: Eukaryota; Metazoa; Chordata; Lepidosauria; Squamata; Viperidae
Product: endothelin-1 receptor-like
Exons: 2
Biological process (GO): regulation of blood pressure; enteric nervous system development; vasoconstriction
Cellular component (GO): membrane
Molecular function (GO): endothelin receptor activity
Source: RefSeq, a predicted model, not a curated record
CUUCAUUUUCCAAGGGCCUUUGGGAUGAUGCAUUUUGAACAAUUUCUUUGCCGUUUUUUUCCUUUUAUUCAGAAGGCAUCUGUUGGGGUCACUGUUCUUAAUCUCUGUGCUCUAAGUGUGGACAGAUACCGAGCAGUUGCUUCCUGGAGUCGUGUUCAGGGAAUUGGUGUCCCUUUGACUACCGCUAUUGAAAUUUUUUGUAUUUGGAUUCUUUCCUUCAUCCUGGCUAUUCCAGAAGCAAUUGGUUUCACCAGUGUUGAUUUUGUUUAUAAUGAAAAACGGCUCAAAACCUGUUUGCUAGUAGCAAGCAACAAGUUCUUGGAA